AUGAGUCGCCGGUUAUUCACACGCAUUGCUGAUGAUUUAGCGGGGCUAGACCCGUUUUUCACGCGACAACCCGAUGCUCGUGGUUAUGAAGGGUUCAGCACGUUACAAAAGUGUACUGCGGCCAUUCGCCAACUGGCGUACGGGACAGUGGCCAACGCUUUGGACGAGUACUUACAGAUGUCGGCAAGAACUAUGCGGGAAUGUUUGUAUCGGUUUUGCCAUAAUGUGGUGAAACUGUAUAGCAAAAAAUAUUUGCGGAAACCAAACGCGUAUGAUGUUCAACAGUUGUACCAAGCUCAUGAAGCACGACACGGGUUUUCGGGAAUGCUCGGUAGCAUUGAUUGUAUGCGUUGGGCGUGGCAGAACUGCCCGAAUGCGUGGCGAGGCCAAUAUACACGAGGUGAUCACGACCAUCCAACCUUAAUACUUGAGGCCGUGGCGUCACAAGAUUUGUGGGUCUGGCAUUCUUUCUUUGGUCUCCCUGGUUCACUUAACGACCUCAACGUGCUAUACCAAUUGGCGAUCUUUAGCGAUGUUGUUAAUGGAACCGGUCCGGACAUCAGUUUUACAGUUUCUGGGGUUGAGUAUAGACGCGGGUAUUAUCUUGCUGACGGAAUAUAUCCGUCUUACUCUACAAUUGUCAAGACUAUUCCAUAUCCCGAGGACGAAAAAAGGAACAAAUUCGCCAAGCGUCAAGAAGCUGCAAGAAAAGACAUCGAACGUUGUUUUGGUGUUCUACAAAAAAAUGGGCCAUCAUUGAACAACCGGCAUGUGCGUUCACACCGAAGAGGUUGCGCCUUUGUAUGUGCGCUUGCAUUUUGCUCCAUAACAUGA
Helianthus annuus (common sunflower) is the source of this 834-nucleotide messenger RNA. RefSeq lists its product as uncharacterized. The record is from RefSeq and is a predicted model, not a curated record. The coding region runs from base 1 to 834 and encodes 277 amino acids. Lineage: Eukaryota; Viridiplantae; Streptophyta; Magnoliopsida; Asterales; Asteraceae. The transcript has a single exon.